Molecule: messenger RNA, 3246 nt
Organism: Dermacentor silvarum
Lineage: Eukaryota; Metazoa; Arthropoda; Arachnida; Ixodida; Ixodidae
Product: glycerophosphocholine cholinephosphodiesterase ENPP6-like
Source: RefSeq, a predicted model, not a curated record
CGCGAGCCCGACGACCCGCACGAGGCAGCUGCGGCGGCAGCAGCAACAAACAGCAUAGCGCGACGAUCCCGAGCGGUCGUCUGGCGAGCCGAGCGAGGGGUGCUUUAUUGCACAAGGUGCUGUCGCAGCAGCGUAGAUAGCGCUCCUACAAUCGUGUGCGGUGACGAACGAGGGGCCGCUAUGUGCCGUUUCGUGGCGGUGUUGGCAACCGGGUUUCGCAGGUUGUUAUGCCCGUCAAGCGCACGCACACGGUAUUGACUAUGGUAGCAGGUGGGAGUGAGAAGGCCAAUUGCCUCGUGUGCGAACGGAGGUGAGGUCUUCCCUUUGCGCACACCCUCCUCUACUGCCACCCUUUCCCCACGCCAGCGCACCUCACUACUCUGCCAUCCACGAGAUAGUCGCCGCCGCAUUCAAGGGGCGGGCCGUGUUACCGGUGAAGGCAGUUUGCUCCUCUGGCGCUUUCGUUGAACUUGAGCUUCACUGCGCGUUCAGUCGCUAGUUUUCGAUCUCUGCAGUGCUCUUUUAGGGUCGUCCUGUCCUAGCUCCCUUGCCAGUACCCCCAAGAGCAGCCGCCGGUCUGCACCUUGUAAACACCUAUACCUGAAAUCUUUGAGCAGUAGCGCUAAAAAAUGAGUCCACCGCGGUUAAAGUCAUUGCGCGGAGUCGCGUCUUCUCGUCUCGCUGACUGUGCGCUCGGCUUCCUGCUAGUCUCCGCAUUCGUCGUCUCCGAAUCCAACGCGGCGACCGUAACGGCCGCGGCUCGUCCGCGCGUGGUCCUCAUCCUGGUGGAUGGCGUGCGUUGGGACUACCUGUCCGAACCGGACCUGCCAGGCUUCGGCGAGCUGGCCAAGACGGGAGUGAAGGCCGAGUACGUGGUGCCCAUCAUGCCGGCCAACUCCUACCCCAAUUGGUACAGCAUCGUCACCGGUCUGUACGGGGAACGGCACGGCUUCGUGCAGAAUUACAUGUACGACGAAAAGUACGAUGACUUCUUUACGAUGGCACCCAACCCGAAUGCAUCGCACCCGCACUGGUGGAACCAUGCGGAGCCAGUCUGGGUCACGGCGGAGAAAAACGGUCUCCGCACUGCAAUGUACUGGUGGGAUGGCUGUCAGGUGGAAAUACGAGGCGUCAAGCCGACGAAAUGCAUUCCCUACAGGGAUUACUGGAAGUGGCCUACGGUUGAAAACGACACUAAAGAUGCGCUGUCUGAAAUAGUGGACAAUUUUAAACAGAACAAAUUCGAUUUUGCACUUGUUUACUAUGAAGCCGUCGAUGCGGAAGGACAUGGCAGUGGUCCGGACUCCAUGGAGCGAAGACACGCACUCAAAAGCGCUGACAAUGUCAUCAAACAUCUGCUCGACGAAGCCAAGCGACAAAACAUCCGCGAUCAGCUCAGCCUCAUCGUAGUGUCUGACCACGGCAUGACCGACACCAGACCAGGAAAGUUCGAGCUCAUCGACAUCGAGCCGCAUAUUGACGCCAACGACAUUCAUUCCAUGCUCGACGGCGGGUCGUUCGCUAUGCUUCGGCCCCACCCGGACAAGAUUGAAAAGAUAUAUGCCAAGCUGAAAAGCUUGAACAUUAAAGGCCUCAACGUGUUCAAGAGAGAGGAACUGCCUGAGUUGUACCACCUCAAGGAGACGUACUUGACGCAACCCAUUGUCCUCACAGCAGAUCCGGGUUACCAGAUCAAGAAGCUUCAAGAAACUGAGAAGCAAGUACCCCGGUCAAAUAGGAUAUACAACGGUAAUCACGGCUACGACCCCAUGAAGCUCGAAGACAUGCGUGCCAUCUUUCUGGCCACCGGUCCAGGACUAAAGCAGGGCUUUCAGAGCGGACCUGUGCGCAUGGUGGACCACUACAACGUCAUCUGCCGGCAACUGGGCAUCCAGCCGCUCGAGAACAGCGGCAGCCAGGAGAGUGUGCGGGACAUGUUUGCCGGUGGAGCCAGCGGCAGCGCGGCCGCUUCACUCUCUCUACUCCUAGUCCCGAACAUCCUACUCGCGGCGCGCGCUUACUUAUAUCACUGAUGGUACACUGACCCACUGGUCGAAGAAAAAAAAAUUGUUGACCGCUGGUACGGUCACUUGCCGUGUCGUACAAGCGCCUCAUUUUUUUUUUUAUUUUAGCAGUCGCACUUUGCAUCCAGCGCUCAACGCGUUUUAUUUGAGGUUCUUCUCAUUGUGAUCGAUCUUUUUUUUUACCAUUUGUCUCUCUGUGUCGUAGACUUUGCCAAACUGGCCUAAACAGGCCCCGAACAAAACGCCACAGCUCCUUAAGCCUAUCGAACAGCCACUUUUCAGAGGUAUGCCAUCUUUAUCUUGAUGUUAUUGUGAGAGAACUAUUUUCAUGUUUAACUAAGCCUCAGAAAAUGAUGGGAGAUAAAUCAUACUUCGGUACGCGAGUUUUCACAAGAAAGUCAUAUUACUGGUGCCAAAUCUUGCAACUUCAAGAAAAGGUAUUAUGAAGUGCAGAAUGCAAUGAAUUUUUCAAAUUAAGAAAGCAUAUAUAAUGUUUCUAAACGAAUAUAAAAAGAACAAAUAUGCAACAGGACUCAUUUUAUCGAUGUGCAGUGCAGAAUAUUUUCACUGGUGACAUGUUUACUCACGAAGUCACUCAUUGCAACGCUCGGUAGCUUUAUUAGGGUUCGUAUGCAUUGACUCUCACCGGUGUGACAGAUAUUAGGUCCGUUGGUUUUUAAGAAUGGAAAGCUCUUGCUCACCGACGCUGUCAAAUUUCGCUCCGUCCUCCCCGUACCUAAUUUUGACCCAAUGUGAAUGCAUCGCAUUCGCAAUCCGUUUCAUUUCUUUACACAUUGUCGUGCAAUCUUUAAAACUAUUGCACAGGUGAUUGUGAUCUCUAUUCCUCUUCAGAAAUCACUGGUUGUACAAGAGAUGCUAUCGUUCGCUGUGAAUUUUUGUAUUUUUGCUAUGUAUAGUCUGGUGCCACAAUGACAGUUUGAAAAAAGGUAUAAUCAGUAAGGUAGUUCAUUGAAUUAAACCAGUUUACUAUUCUUUUUUCCUACAGUGGCUCAAAAUGAAGCUCAAGACAAGUUUGAGGGAUGCGAUUUCAGUUUGUUUUCCGAUAUUGAUGAUGUUGACGUGGUACGUCAAGCAGGCUUUGUAGCUCCAGACAUCAGUUUACUUGGCCGUGAUAUAUUUGAAAGAGUAACAUAUUGACCGCCAAUUUACUAGAGAAAUUAUGUGUUCUGUGUGUCAAAUAAAAUGUUUUUGUGUUUUUAAA